Messenger RNA from Verticillium nonalfalfae, 4608 nucleotides. Its product is annotated as putative PKS/NRPS-like protein biosynthetic cluster. Gene Ontology annotation, molecular function: fatty acid synthase activity; phosphopantetheine binding. Lineage: Eukaryota; Fungi; Ascomycota; Sordariomycetes; Glomerellales; Plectosphaerellaceae. The coding region runs from base 1 to 4608 and encodes 1535 amino acids. Gene Ontology annotation, biological process: fatty acid biosynthetic process; secondary metabolite biosynthetic process. The record is from RefSeq and is a predicted model, not a curated record. The transcript has 12 exons.
AUGGGGCCUGACUGGAAAGCGAACUCUUGUGUUUUAAGCAUCUUCAAAACGCGAAACCCGCAGGUUGAAAACUGCGUGUCCGAGCUCAACUCGACUCUUGACGCAUCGGACAUGCCGCUGAGACUCUCUGCAAUCUUUGAUGAAGAUUCAGUAUCAGUGACUGGACCAGGACGCAGCCUGGAGACGCUCAAGUCCACCAUAGCUUCACUUCCAGAGCCGGGCACAUGUCGUUGGGCGCACGUGCACGGCUUUUAUCACGGCGGUGAUAACAUGAAGCUGGUAUCAGAUCAAGUCAAGAAUGACAUCCACGGCAUCGAGUUCCCCGACUGGUCUGUACUCCAUGCUUCGCUGAGAUCCACGGCCACAGGGCAAAAAUUCCAAGCAAACGACAAGAGUGUAUCACUGCUCAGAAUGGCUGUUGAAAACAUCUUUUGCGACUCUGUUAACUGGAAGCUCACCUGGGAGACAGCUGCGGCGGACUAUGCCGAGAAAAUCCGCCAUGACACGAAUGCUACAAUUCGAGUCAUCGGAAUAGGGCCCUCUGCCAAGUCUUUGCUGGGCGCAAACAAGGAUAAGAUCCGUGAUACUGGAAUACAAGUAAUCGGGCAUUUGUCAGAGGAGAUAGACAUGUUUGUGGACGAUGACAUUGCCAUUGUCGGUGUAUCUGCCAACUUUCCUGGAGAAAAGGGGCUUGAUGGGUUCUGGAAUACCAUCAACAACGCCCGAAGUUGCGCUACCGAGAUCCCAGGCUCUAGGUUCAAGGUCUCCGACUAUCACCAGCCCAAUAGCGGAAGCCCCGAUAUUCCCCGACAGAUGGGUUCCAAGCACGGCAACUUCCUCGACAAUCCUUUCACCUUCGACACGGAGUAUUUCAACAUAUCUCCAAGAGAGGCCAAGUCUAUGGACCCGCAGCAGCGUCUCCUGCUGCAUGCUGCUGUUGAAGCCCUAGAUGAUGCUGGAUAUUCGCCUGGAGCUACCCCCAGUUUCCAGCAAGCCUCCUUUGGGGUUUACGUUGGCGCAGCUACAGGUGACUAUGUCGACAAUCUUAGAGAUGAAAUCGACGUCUACUACAGCCCAGGAACGUUACGAGCAUUUAUGAGCGGUCGCAUCUCGUAUGUCUUUGGCUUCAAAGGUCCCUCUGUCGUCACUGAUACCGCAUCCGCGCUGGCGGGUGGCGUAAAUGUCAUCUCAAGUCCUGAUAUGUACCUUGGCCUUUCCAGAGCUCACUUUCUGAGCCCCACCGGCCAGUGUAAGCCCUUCGACGCUGAGGCAGACGGUUAUUGCCGAGCAGAAGGUUGUGCUUUGGUCGUUCUCAAGAAACUAUCUCAAGCCCGGGCAGAAGGAGAUCAAGUCUAUGGCAUCAUUCGAAGCAUCGGCGUCAACCAGUGCGGAACUGCGAAGUCCAUAACGCACCCGGAUUACAAAACGCAGGCUGAGCUCUUCUCGCAAACUCUCCAUCGAAGUAGGCUGAGCUCCGCAAGCAUCGAUGUCGUUGAAGCGCAUGGUACAGGCACACAAGCUGGCGACUUUGCCGAGGUGUCAAGUUUAUCCUCCGUUUUCAAAGGACGUCCAGCAGACAAUCCGCUGCAUCUGGGUUCUGUCAAGGGAAACAUCGGCCACGUCGAGGCCGCGUCAGGCAUCGCUGGCCUCAUCAAGCUUCUCCUUAUGAUGAAGCAUGAAACUAUUCCUGGACAGGGAUCCUUCCAGACUUUGAAUCCCAGACUGACUUCCCUAGCCAACGAACACAAUUUUGUAGUCCCAAACAGUCCCCGCAAGUGGACAAGGACCAAGGGUCACCCUAGACGAGCGCUCCUUAACAAUUUCGGCGCUGCUGGUUCAAACGCCACCUUAAUUCUUGAGGAAGCCCCUCGCGAAGUCUCGUCCACCAGGGUCCCGAUAUCACAACGCAGCCAGCAUCUACUGACAAUGUCGGCGAGGAGCGCCAAAGCUCUCGAGCGUCUGAGAUUGGACUACACCUCUUUCCUUGAAAAAAGCCGGCAUUGCAUGAUACAAGACAUAUGCUACACUUCAAUGCGCAUGCUUCGUAUUGCAUUUUGGGUCAUAGUAUUGGAGAUCGUGGCAUGCCGCAACAGCCCAGAGGACUGCGUUAUUGCCGGUCCUACCGCACGCCUCGUUCAAGUUUCUGAGGUGUUAAAGGCCGAGGGUGUUAAAAACAAGCUGCUGAAUGUUUCCUACGGGUUCCAUUCACCAGUCAUGAAUGCGAUAACGCCCAGUCUGAGGAAUGUUGCCUCAUCCAUGGCCAUCUGCCGGCCUAGCAUACAGGUUGGCUCCAGCGUUCUCGGACAGCUGAUACAAGGACACGAGAUCCUUAAACCUGACUAUUUUGUCAACCAGACAAGCCAGCCAGUCUUGUUCAUGGAGCUUCUGGCAGAUAUUCAGUCCAACAAUUCACAAACGACUCUGCAGGUGAUCGAAAUUGGACCAUCGACAUCAACAAGUUCCAUGUUGAAGUCUUCUUUCACGCAAAUUCCAUAUUCGUACUCGCCAUCACUGCGACCAUCCGAGUCCCCUUGGAAAACGAUCACAUCCGCACUUCAAGGCCUUUACCAGUCAGGGCGAGACCUCAACUGGGAUGCAGUUUUCAGAGACGAGUCACCACGCUUUUUGAAGGAGGUACCGUGCCAGGUUCUCGAUGGCAAAGAGUUCUCGAAACUCAUCGAGGCACAUGCUGUUGGCGGCAUCCCGCUCUGCCCAGCAUCUGUCUACCUCGAACUGGCCUUAGAGGCGCUUUCAGUGACCAAUACCACCUUCAACAUCCCAAGAUGGUACUCAGUUCAUGAUGUCUGCUUCGAACACCCUUUGGUGUUCUCAAAGGUCAGGUCAGACGUUGUGGAAGUUAACGUACAGUCGAUCGGGCAAAUCGCCUCACUUGGAUCAUCCCGUUUCUCCAUUUCGAAUCGCGACCAUGGCCACCUCAACUGUUCCGGUUCCAUCUCCCCCAUGGCUGAGCAGGUCAUCGAAGAGCUCUUCAUGUUGAAGAGUGCGUACGUCAGGAAGCAAAAGGCCAUUUUAUUCCAGCUCGCAACUUCCAAUACCCUGGAGACGUUUACUGCUCGAACAAUCUACGAUGUCAUCUUCCCUCGCGUUGUAUCAUAUUCGGAGCCAUUUCGGACCCUUAAACAUCUUACAAUCAGCUCAUUUGGUUUGGAAGGCUACGGCACGUUCCAGCUCCCCGACACUCCGCAGUCUGGCAAAUUCGUCUCCCCACCCCCGUUCGUGGACACCUUGCUCCAUGCAGCCGGGUUUAUUGCGAACGCCAAAACAGAUGUCAAAACAGCAUGCAUAUGUGUGAGCCUCGGCCGCAUCGUGCUUCCGGACAUGUCGAAACUUCAACCAGGUGGCCAAUUGGACAUCUACUGCAGCCUACUCGACGUGGGCGACAGCACUCUGGCAGAUGCAUAUGUUCUCGAUCAAAACGGCCAUAUUGUUUCAUUUGCGGAAGGAAUGCGCUUCAAGAAGAUCCGCCUCAGCUCUUUUCAAGCUGUCUUAUCCCGCGCAACGCAGACAGAAGGCAAAAAUGGAACCGAGUCGUUGCCCAAGCAGGUUGAGGGACUGCUUAGGAAUCCGAAGCCACAAAACAGCUCACGGUUGCAGGUAGAGGCACCCCCGACGCCGUCCGAAUCUAUGGCAGAGGUCGUGAAACACAUGAUUCAGUCUGUGUGCGGCGUCUCUUUGCAUUCAACCUCUAGUCGGACGUUGACCGAGCUGGGUAUUGACAGCUUACUAUUUAUUGAGCUGUCACAGGCCAUUGCGUCGCGUUUCCCAAAUCUCGUUGUGUCAACGGGCGAGAUAGAAAGAUGCCAGACUGUGCACGACCUGAUUCAGCUACUGGCCAAGGCUCAAGGACAUGAUGAUGUUUCCAUGGCUCUGCCACCCUCAGUAUUAUCUGGUCGGCUGGUGCCUGAGGGCAACAACCUGCCCUCACCACCAACAGAGCCUGUGGGAACCGAUGUUGCGUCCGAAGUUCGGGAUCUGUUCAUGGAUAUAUGUGGGAGGUCCAUCACCGCUGAAGACAAGGACGCAAGUCUUGCUUCCCUUGGGGUGGACUCCUUGCUCUCCAUCGAGCUCGUUCACGAACUCCGCCAUCGAUUCAGGUUGGAUCUUGAGGCGCUACAGUCCACCAUCUCAGAUAUGAGCAUCAACAACAUCGAGGCUCUCUACACUGCGAACAUUGCAUCUUCAAGUAAUAAUUUCCAACAUUCUGGCGAAAUCAUUGUGUCUUUACCUGGCCAGUCCUGCGACCUCGCCGAGCCAGAACUGCUCCUCCGAAAGGCAAACGAUGAACGAGGUACCACCGACAUCUUCUCACAUCUCAUCCCAUCAACCUUCCCUCAGAUUUUGCAAACCAGCAACUCCGACAUAGCACCCUACAAGCCACCUCUCUACUUGUUUCACGAUGGCAGCGGAUUAUCGAGCAUGUAUACUCGCGUGAAGCCCCUUGGACGGUCUGUGCGAGGCAUCUUCAGUCCCGAUAUCCCUGCCAUUGACCCUACGAUUCAGUCCAUGCAAGAGCUGGCAUCCCGAUACAUUAUGCAAGCAAAUUUGAUGUCUGAGAAGAGACCAAUUCUCUGUGGUGAGUGCAAAUAG